Molecule: messenger RNA, 1155 nt
Organism: Trichoderma breve
Lineage: Eukaryota; Fungi; Ascomycota; Sordariomycetes; Hypocreales; Hypocreaceae
Product: las17-binding protein actin regulator domain-containing protein
Exons: 3
Coding region: 1-1155 (384 amino acids)
Biological process (GO): actin filament bundle assembly; actin cortical patch localization
Cellular component (GO): actin cortical patch
Molecular function (GO): actin filament binding; phosphatidylinositol binding
Source: RefSeq, a predicted model, not a curated record
AUGGGCAUCAACAAUCCUCUCCCGGCCUCCAUGGCAUCCGAAUGUAAGAAAUGCGGAAAGAUCCUCUCGUCGUUCAUCAAUCCGCGGCAGGCCUUUGGCCCCGAAAAGGUGAUUCCGCCCUCGAUCCUGUCCAACGCAAAGGGCCUCGCCAUCAUCACCGUCUUCAAGGCCGGAUUCCUCGGAUCUGGUCGCUUCGGCAGUGGGCUCGUGGUCGCUCGACUCCCUGACGGAACCUGGAGCGCUCCCAGCGCUAUUGGAACCCUUGGCGGCGGAUUUGGCGGACAAAUCGGCUUCGAGCUGACGGACUUUGUCUUCAUCCUUAACGACACCUCGGCCGUCAAGACUUUUGCGCAGGCUGGCUCCAUCACACUGGGAGGCAACGUGUCAUUGGCUGCGGGCCCUGUCGGCCGCAAUGCCGAGGCCGCCGGCGCAGCUUCGCUCAAGAGCGUGUCGGGCAUUUUCAGCUACUCCAAGACCAAGGGUCUGUUCGCCGGUGUCUCGCUCGAGGGCUCGGCCAUCAUUGAGCGCCGUGAUGCCAACGAGAAGCUGUAUGGCACGCGCUACACAGCGCAGCAGCUGCUUACCGGGACUGUACCACCUCCGCCGCAGGCCGCGCCCCUCAUGAACAUUCUCAAUUCGAGAGUUUUUAGUGGCAUGAGGCUCGGCUCUUCCGACGACACCAUGUACAACGAUAUGCCCGUAUACGACGACAACCAUGACGAUGUCGUGUGGGAGGGCCGACAGGGACAGGCGUAUGGUGAAGGCCAGCAGAACCCCCGCUCGAGAUCAAACACCUGGCAGGACGAUGUUUAUGAUAGGCCGAAUUACAAUGCUCCAUCACGCUCAAACACGUUUGCGAGCAGGGGAUUCGACGACGAUUACAGGUUCCAAGACAGGCCUCCCGAGAAAAAGGUUGGACCUGGCCGUCCCACUGCGCCCAAGCCUGUUUUCGGAGCCAAGCAGGCUACAUUGAAGUCGAACGAGGCCGUGGCAUUGUUCAACUUUGACGCAGAUCAGCCCGGUGAUCUAGGCUUCAAGAAGGGAGACGUCAUUACGAUAUUAAAGAAGACAGAUAGCGAUAACGACUGGUGGACCGGCCAAAUCGGAACAAGGCACGGCAUUUUCCCCAGUAACUACGUUAAGAUGAAGGAGUGA